GUGCAACGUACCUCCUCUUUACUUACACCUGGGAGAGAAAAGCAGAAGGCGGUGGAACCCGCAAAUUUCUAAACCUCGGGUAGCCUUUCGAAACAAGCGAAUAGAUAGCAAUGGUAUCAAACGUUAUUUUUUAAAGACGGCAUGAAAGCUAUUGGUUGUUGGAUAUGCUGAGGAGAAGUGGACCUGAAUGAAAACUGACUUCACGAGGUCCUCUCCUACGGUGCGACAGUUACCUCAGGAAACAGAAAAGAGCAGCGGCGUUCUAUGUCGUUACGUCAGACCGAGGGCUGUAUAUAUUUACAGCUCCUGCCCAACAGUUUUCAGUACGGGCUUUCGGUGCCUAGCGUGAGAAUGGUUCACGAAAAGCGGCAGGGAACUGCUGCUGAAACUUCUACCGCAAGUACUUCGACGAAGGAGACGGAGAAAAAGAAACGUGUUUCGGGCUCUCUCUCGCAAUUGAUUCUUCAGGUUUUAGAAGCUUGCAAUUCCCGAAAAGGUAUCUCGCUGGCUGCUCUCAAAAAGGCUCUGAUCGAAGCUGGGUAUAAUCUGACUAAGAACAACGUCCGCCUCAAAAGGGAGCUGCGCAAUUUGGUCUCCAAUGGGGUGGUGAUCCGUGUCACCGGCAGUGGUGUUUCUGGCUCCUUCAAGUUCGGCAAGAAUCAGCCGCCGAAGUCGAAAAAAGCGACUGUCAAAACGGCCAAGGGGAAAAAGGAGCCUAAAAAGACCCGAAAGAAACAACCGGCAGUUCAUAAACCUAAAGGUCUCCAGGGUCGUAAACCUUCCAACUCUGGAAGGAAACGUCAGGUGAACAAACGUCCUGCAGGGAAAGCUCGUUAACGAGGUCCUCGCUUUUGCUAACUACACAAAGCUGUACAAAAGGCUCUUUUAAGAGCCACUCCGGAAUCGCUGAAAGAGCUAAUGACAUUUUCGGAUCAGGUUUUUUUGCAGAGUACCAGUAAACGACACUCUUUUUGAAUGA
Molecule: messenger RNA, 979 nt
Organism: Pantherophis guttatus
Lineage: Eukaryota; Metazoa; Chordata; Lepidosauria; Squamata; Colubridae
Biological process (GO): nucleosome assembly
Cellular component (GO): nucleosome
Molecular function (GO): structural constituent of chromatin; DNA binding
Source: RefSeq, a predicted model, not a curated record